AUGACAACUCAAUCUGAAGCCAUCGAAAUCAAUCAAAUUUCACCUAAUUCUUCACUUCAGUCAACCAAAAAAUCUCCUGCACCACCUCACUCACAGAACUUCCAAUGUGGAUGCAAGCGAAGAGGCUUCUUUAUAAGACCCAGUCAGUUGUGUUUGGUACAUGGAGACUCUUCGGCAAGGCAUCCAGCCAGUGCUGUACGUGCAGUGAAGAUUAUACCUCUAUUCGGGAAUUCUGAGGGAGAGGAAGAGAAUGAUGCUGUUCUUUUCACCGAUGCACCAAGAGUGGAAGAAGAAAUUGAAGAAGAAGAAGAAGAAGAAGAAGAGGGAGAUUCUAGAGACAUUGGCAAAGGACGUGGUGAAUGGUUCUUUAUUGAUGAAUUAUGA
Molecule: messenger RNA, 384 nt
Organism: Rodentolepis nana
Lineage: Eukaryota; Metazoa; Platyhelminthes; Cestoda; Cyclophyllidea; Hymenolepididae
Source: the annotation of a GenBank genome assembly